GAUGUUAACAUGGUUCAGCAGCAUGGUGCAGCCUCAGACAGACACGUGGGAGAUGGUGGGGGACGAGGGAGGCGGGGCUCUCCGGGUUCCACUUGAGCUGGCAGCCAAUGAGGUGGUGACCAGACUACUGGGAGACAACCAGCAGCUCCGAGGUACGUCUCUCACACCACUGGAAGACUUUAUUUGAUCCACAAUGAGGCACAGAUUGUGUGUGUGUGUGCGUAGAGACGUUGCGGUGCAGCAACCAGGCCCUGCGUGAGCGCUGUGAGUAUUAAUGCUAUUUCUGUGUGUGUGUGUGUGUGUGUGUGCGUGCGUAGAGGCGUUGCGGCGCAGCAACCAGGCCCUGCGUGAGCGCUGUGAGGAGAUGGAGGGAUGGCAGCGGAGGUCUAGAGAAGAGAGGGAGUUCCUCAGCUGUCGUUUCCAGGAGGCCCGGGCUCUAGUGGAGAGACUGGCCAGGGAGAACCACAGCCUCACCAGCCUGGCCAGCCCCUCCAACCCUGGAGCUGACCAAGGCCUGCUGGUCAACGGCCCCAGUUUCAGCCAGGGCUCCUGCCCCAACUCCACCAACUGCAGCUCCAAUGGGGGUCCUGGGAGGGGAGGGGAGCAGGAGAAGAGCUCAGAGACCAACGGACCCAUGGCAUCCUCACUGGUCAGUACAGAGGGAGGGAUGGUUGGAUUCAGAAUACCUAAUACAUUCUUGAAGUGGAGUUGAAUUUAAGUAGUAAACAUGAUACAGAAUUGCCUCUUCUAUUCUAUCAAAUAUACAUCUUGUACAUCAAACAUUUUGUUAUAUACAUGCAUAUAAAAUAUUGUUUAAACAAUUUAUUUUCAGGACAAACUCUUAGAAUAUUCAUUUGUUUUCCUUGAUCAUUCAUUUUAAGUUAUUAUAUUUCAUUAAUCAGUUACUAAUUAAGUUCAGUGGGGAAAAUACAACAUUUUCCAGAAUAAAUUAGCUUAACCCUCAAGUUGACCCUGAGGCCUUCAAAAAGAAGCCAAACAAAUGAAAUGGUUGGUGGAAAUACAGUGAGUGUACAAAAAACAUUAGGAGCACCUGCUCUUUCCAUGACAGACUAACCAGGUGAAAGCUAUAAUCUCUUAUUGGUUUUUCACGCUCAACAGUUUGCCGUGUGUAUCAAGAAUGGUCCACCACCCAAAGGACAUCCUGCCAACUUGACAACUGUAGGAAGCAUCGGAGUCAACAUGGGCCAGCAUCCCUGUGGAAUGCUUUCAACACCUUGUAGAGUUCAUGCCCUGAUGAAUUGAGGCUGUUCCUUGUAGAGUUCAUGCCCUGAUGAAUUGAGGCUGUUCCUUGUAGAGUCCAUACCCCGAUGAAUUGAGGCUGUUCCUUGUAGAGUUCAUGCCCUGAUGAAUUGAGGCUGUUCCUUGUAGAGUUCAUGCCCUGAUGAAUUGAGGCUGUUCCUUGUAGAGUCCAUACCCCGAUGAAUUGAGGCUGUUCCUUGUAGAGUUCAUGCCCUGAUGAAUUGAGGCUGUUCCUUGUAGAGUUCAUGCCCUGAUGAAUUGAGGCUGUUCCUUGUAGAGUUCAUGCCCUGAUGAAUUGAGGCUGUUCCUUGUAGAGUUCAUGCCCUUAUGAAUUUAGGCUGUUCCUUGUAGAGUUCAUACCCUGAUGAAUUGAGGCUGUUCCUUGUAGAGUCCAUGCCCUGAUGAAUUGAGGCUGUUCCUUGUAGAGUUCAUGCCCUGAUGAAUUGAGGCUGUUCCUUGUAGAGUUCAUGCCCUGAUGAAUUGAGGCUGUUCCUUGUAGAGUCCAUACCCCGAUGAAUUGAGGCUGUUCCUUGUAGAGUCCAUACCCCGAUGAAUUGAGGCUGUUCCUUGUAGAGUCCAUGCCCUGAUGAAUUGAGGCUGUUCCUUGUAGAGUUCAUGCCCUGAUGAAUUGAGGCUGUUCCUUGUAGAGUCCAUGCCCUGAUGAAUUGAGGCUGUUCCUUGUAGAGUUCAUGCCCUGAUGAAUUGAGUCUGUUCCUUGUAGAGUCCAUGCCCUGAUGAAUUGAGGCUGUUCCUUGUAGAGUUCAUACCCGAUGAAUUGAGGCUGUUCCUUGUAGAGUUCAUGCCCUGAUGAAUUGAGGCUGUUCCUUGUAGAGUCCAUGCCCUGAUGAAUUGAGGCUGUUCCUUGUAGAGUUCAUGCCCUGAUGAAUUGAGUCUGUUCCUUGUAGAGUCCAUGCCCUGAUGAAUUGAGGCUGUUCCUUGUAGAGUUCAUACCCCGAUGAAUUGAGGCUGUUCCUUGUAGAGUUCAUGCCCUGAUGAAUUGAGGCUGUUCCUUGUAGAGUUCAUGCCCUGAUGAAUUGAGGCUGUUCCUUGUAGAGUCCAUGCCCUGAUGAAUUGAGGCUGUUCCUUGUAGAGUCCAUACCCUGAUGAAUUGAGGCUGUUCCUUGUAGAGUUCAUACCCUGAUGAAUUGAGGCUGUUCCUUGUAGAGUCCAUACCCUGAUGAAUUGAGGCUGUUCCUUGUAGAGUCCAUGCCCUGAUGAAUUGAGGCUGUUCCUUGUAGAGUCCAUACCCUGAUGAAUUGGUUCCGAGGGCAAAAGGGGGUGCCACUCAAUAUUAGGAAGGUGUUCCUAAUGUUUUGUCCACUCAGUGUAUAAUUGGCUAUUCUAAGCACUAAGAGUAUACAAACAUUGUUUCCAGAGAAAAGUGAUUUUUUUAGUAUCUGGAAGUGUGACCUGUCAGAUUCAAUGAAAACGUUCAUGUUCUAUGACUGAGUGGAAUUUAUUUGCAUUGCACUGAAUUAAAUUAAUUGAAUUUAAACUCAUGAGUUGAACAGGAGUAAAUUCCAAAAUUCUGAAUUGAGCCCAAUCCUGGUGGGUAGACAGAUGGCUGGAGAAGAGGUAGGAGAGAUUGAUCCAUCAACACAUUGUGCUGUAUUUCCUGGUUGACAGGUGACAGACAGACGGAUGGAGAAGAGAGCAGAGGAAAAUGAACAGAUGAUGCUACGCAGCUUGGUAAGAACCUGAGGGAGAAGGGGGAGGAGUUUCUGCAUCGUGUGUGCGGUAAACUCCAGGAGUAGCCCCUCCCCCAGUCCUCCCCCCAGUCCUCCCCCCUCAAUCAGGGAGGGCGAAGGGGGAGGGGCAAGCAGCUUUGUUUACCUUCUAAUUCUUUCAAUUUAAUCCAAGCCUGUACUGGAGUGUAGUUGGUAUAGGGAAGUUAGUGUAGUGUAGUUGGUAUAGGGAAGGUAGUGUAGUGGGUAUAGGGAAGGUAGUGUAGUGGGUAUAGGGAAGGUAGUGUAGUGGGUAUAGGGAAGGUAGUGUAGUGGGUAUAGGGAAGGUAGUGUAGUGGGUAUAGGGAAGGUAGUGUAGUGGGUAUAGGGAAGGUAGUGUAGUGGGUAUAGGGAAGGUAGUGUAGUGGGUAUAGGGAGAGUGAGGUAGUAGUAGGUACGUUGGUAUAGUAGGGGUAUGUAGUGUACUGUAGUUGGUUAUAGGGUAAGGUAGGUACUGUAGUUGGUAUAGUAGUGGGACUGUAGUUGGUAUAGUAAGUUGUAGUGGGUAACUGUAGUUGGUAUAGUAGGUAGUGGUACUGUAGUUGGUAUAGUUAGGUUGUACUGUGGUAUGUGGUAUAUGUUUAGGGGUACUGUAGUUGGUAUAGUUAGGUAGGGUACUGUAGUUGUUGUAUAGUUUAGGUAGGGUACUGUAGUUGGUAUAGUUAGGGGUACUGUAGUUGGUAUAGUUAGGUAGGUACUGUAGUUGGUUAUAGUUAGGGUACUGUAGUUGGUAUAGUUAGGUAGGUACUGUAGUUGGUAUAGUUAGGUAGGGUACUGUAGUUGGUAUAGUUAGGUAGGUACUGUAGUUGGUAUAGUUAGGGUACUGUAGUUGGUAUAGUUAGGUAGGGUACUGUAGUUGGUAUAGUUAGGUAGGGUACUGUAGUUGGUAUAGUUAGGUAGGGUACUGUAGUUGGUAUAGUUAGGGUACGUGUUGGAUAGUAUAGGUACUGUAGUGGUUAGUAGGUGUACUGUAGUUGGUAUAGUUAGGUAGUGUACUGUAGUUGGUUAGUUAGGUUAGGGUACUGUAGUUGGUAUAGUUAGGGUACUGUAGUUGGUAUAGUUAGGGUACUGUAGUUGGUAGUUAGGACUGUAGUGUAUAGUUAGGGUACUGUAGUUGGUAUAGUUAGUUUGGGUACUGUAGUUGGUAUAGUUAGGGUACUGUAGUUGGUAUAGUUAGUUAGGGUACUGUAGUUGGUAUAGUUAGUAGGGUACUGUAUUGGUUUUAGGGUACUGUAGUUGGUAUAGUUAGGGUACUUAGUUGGUUAUAGUAGUGGUACUGUAGUUGGUUACUAGGUUUUGGUAGGGUACUGUAGUUGGUAUAGUUAGAGGUACUGUAGUUGGUAUAGUUAGUAGGGUACUGUAGUUGGUAUAGGGUUAUGGGUACUGUAGUUGGUAUGUUAGUUAGGGUAGCUGUAGUUGGUAUAGUUAGGGCACUGUAGUUGGUAUAGUUAGGGUACUGUAGUUGGUAUAGUUAGUUAGGGUACUGUAGUUGGUAUAGUUAGGGUACUGUAGUUGGUAUAGUUAGGGUACUGUAGUUGGUAUAGUUAGUUAGGUACUGUAGUUGGUAUAGUUUAGGGUGUUAGGGUACUGUAGUUGGUAUAGUUAGGUAGGGUACUGUAGUUGGUAUAGUAGUUAGGGUACUGUAGUUGGUAUAGUAGUUAGGGUACUGUAGUUGGUAUAGUUAGGGUACUGUAGUGGUAUAGUUAGUUAGGGUACUGUAGUUGGUAUAGUUAGUAGGGUACUGUAGUUGGUAUAGUUAGUUAGGGUACUGUAGUUGGUAUAGUUAGGGUACUGUAGUUUGGUAGUAGUUAGGGUACUGUAGUUGGUAUAGUUAGUUAGGGGUACUGUAGUUGGUAUCAGUUAGGGUACUGUAGUUGGUAUAGUUAGUAGGGUAACUGUAGUUGGUUAUAGUUAGUAGGUACUGUAGUUGGUAUAGUAGUUAGGGUACUGUAGUUGGUAUAGUUAGUUAGGGUACUGUAGUUGGUAUAGUUAGGGUACUGUAGUUGGUAUAGUUAGUAGGGUACUGUAGUUGGUUUAGUUAGUUAGGGUUACUGUAGUUGGUUAUAGUGUUAGGGUACUGUAGUUGGUAUAGUUUAGGGUACUGUAGUUGUGUAUAGUUAGUUAGGGUACUGGUAGUUGGUAUAGUUAGGCUUAUUGGUAUGGUAUAGUUUAGGGUACUGUAGUUGGUAUGUUAGGGUACUGUAGUUGGUAUAGUUAGGGGUACUGUAGUGGUAUAGUUAGGGUACUGUAGUUGGUAUAGUUAGGGUACUGUAGUUGGUAUAGUUGGUUUAGGGUACUGUAGUUGGUAUAUAGUUAGGUGUACUGUAGUUGGUAUGUUAGUUAGGGUACUGUAGUUGGUAUAGUUAGUUAGGGUACUGUAGUUGGUAUAGUUAGGGUACUGUAGUUGGUUAUAGUUAGGGUACUGUAGUUGGUAUAGUUAGUGGUACUGUAGUUGGUAUAGUUAGUUAGGGUACUGUAGUUGGUAUAGUUAGUAGUGUACUGUAGUUGGUAUAGUUUGGGUACUGUAGUUGGUAUAGUUAGGGUACUGUAGUUGGUAUAGUUUAGGGUACUGUAGUUGGUAUAGUUAGUAGGUACUGUAGUUGGUAUAGUUAGUAGGUACUGUAGUUGGUAUAGUUAGGUGUACUGUAGUUGGUAUAGUUAGGUAGGUACUGUAGUUGGUAUAGUUAGUUAGGGUACUGUAGUUGGUAUAGUAGUUAGUGUACUGUAGUUGGUAUAGUUAGGGUACUGGUUGGUAUAGUUAGACUGUAGUUGGUAUAGUUAGGGUACUGUAGUUGGUAUAGUUAGUAGGUACUGUAGUUGGUAUAGUUAGGGUACUGUAGUUGGUAUAGUUAGGGUACUGUAGUUGGUAUAGUUAGGAGUGUACUGUAGUUGGUAUAGUUAGGUACUGUAGUUGGUAUAGUUUGUUAGGUCUGUAGUGUUAGUUAGGGUACUGUAGUUGGUAUAGUUAGGGUACUGUAGUUGGUAUAGUUAGGGACUGUAGUUGGUAUAGUUAGGACUGUAGUGGUACUGUUAGGCUGUUUGGUAUAGUUAGGUAGUGUAGUUGGUAUAGGUUUGGGUACUGUAGUUGGUAUAGUUAGGGUACUGUAGUUGGUAUAGUUUAGGGUACUGUAGUUGGUAUAGUUAGUAGGGUACUGUAGUUGGUUAUAGUUAGUAGGUACUGUAGUUGGUAUAGUUAGUUAGGGUACUGUAGUUGGUAUAGUUAGUAGGUACUGUAGUUGGUAUAGUUAGGUACUGUAGUUGUAUAUAGUUGUACUGUAGUUGGUAUAGUUAGGGUACUGUAGUUGGUAUAGUUAGUAGGGUACUGUAGUUGGUAUAGUUAGGGUACUGUAGUUGGUAUAGUUAGGGUACUGUAGUUGGUAUAGUUAGGGUACUGUAGUUGGUAUAGUUAGGGUACUGUAGUUGGUAUAGUUAGGUAGGGUACUGUAGUUGGUAUGUAGUUAGGGUACUGUAGUUGGUAUAGUUAGUUAGGGUACUGUAGUUGGUAUAGUUAGUUAGGGUACUGUAGUUGGUUUAGUUAGGGUACUGUAGUUGGUAUAGUUAGUUAGGGUACUGUAGUUGGUAUAGUUAGUAGGGUACUGUAGUUGGUAUAGUUAGUUAGGGUACUGUAGUUGGUAUAGUUAGGUAGGGUACUGUAGUUGGUAUAGUUAGGGUACUGUAGUUGGUAUAGUUAGUUAGGGUACUGUAGUUGGUAUAGUUAGGGUACUGUAGUUGGUAUAGUUAGGGUACUGUAGUUGGUAUAGUUAGGGUACUGUAGUUGGUAUAGUUAGGGUACUGUAGUUGGUAUAGUUAGUUAGGGUACUGUAGUUGGUAUAGUUAGGGUACUGUAGUUGGUAUAGUUAGGUAGGGUACUGUAGUUGGUAUAGUUAGGUAGGGUACUGUAGUUGGUUUAUUAGUUAGGGUACUGUAGUUGGUAUAGUUAGUUAGGGUACUGUAGUUGGUAUAGUUAGGGUACUGUAGUUGGUAUAGUUAGGGUACUGUAGUUGGUAUAGUUAGUUAGGGUACUGUAGUUGGUAUAGUUAGUUAGGGUACUGUAGUUGGUAUAGUUAGUUAGGGUACUGUAGUUGGUAUAGUUAGGUAGGGUACUGUAGUUGGUAUAGUUAGUAGGGUACUGUAGUUGGUAUAGUUAGGGUACUGUAGUUGGUAUAGUUAGGUAGGGUACUGUAGUUGGUAUAGUAGGUAGGGUACUGUAGUUGUAUAUAGUUAGGGUACUGUAGUUGGUAUAGUUAGGGGUACUGUAGUUGGUAUAGUUAGGUUACUGUAGUUGGUAUAGUUAGUUAGGGUACUGUAGUUGGUAUAGUUAGGGUACUGUAGUUGGUAUAGUUAGUUAGGGUACUGUAGUUGGUAUAGUUAGGGUACUGUAGUUGGUAUAGUUAGUGGUACUGUAUGGUUAUAGUUAGUUAGGGUACUGUAGUUGGUAUAGUUAGAGGGUACUGUAGUUGGUAUAGUUAGGUAGGGUACUGUAGUUGGAUAGUAGUUAGGGUACUGUAUUGGUUUUUAGUUAGUUAGGGUACUGUAGUUGGUAUAGUUAGGGUACUGUAGUUGGUUAGUUAGUAGGGUACUGUAGUUGGUAUAGUUAGUUAGGGUACUGUAGUGGGUAUAGUUUAGGGUACUGUAGUUGGUUAUAGUUAGUAGGUACUGUAGUUGGUAUAGUUGUUAGGGUACUGUAGUUGGUAUAGUUAGUGUACUGUAGUUGGUUAGUUUAGUACUGUAGUUGUAUAGUAGUUAGGGUACUGUAGUUGGUAUAGAUUAGGGACUGUAGUUGGUAUAGUUAGUUAGGUACUGUAGUUGGUAUAGUUAGGGUACUGUAGUUGGUAUGUAGUUAGGGUACUGUAGUUGGUAUUGUUAGGGUACUGAGUGUUGUAUAGUUAGGGUACUGUAGUUGGUAUAGUUAGUUAGGGCUAAUGUAGUGUUGUAGUAGGGUUAGCUGUAGUGGUAGUAGUAGGGUACUGUAGUUGGUAUGUUAGGGUAUGUAGUUGGAAGUUAGUAUUGGUAUGUUAGUUAGGUACUGUGUGGUUGUUGUUUGGGUACUGUUGUAUAGUUAGGGGAGGUACUGGUGGUAAGAGUUAGGGAUGAUGUUAGAGAGUGAUGAGUUGGAUAGUAGGGGUAUGAGGGUAAGUUAGGUAGGGACGUAGGGAAGAGUAGGGUACGUAGUGGAUAGAGUUAGGGACGUGUAGUUGGUAUAGAGGGACUGAGUGGUAAGUAGGUAGGGACUGUACUUAGUUGAUAGUUGCUUUUAGUAGAGACUGUAGUGGAAUAUACUGUGGUUAGUGUAGGAGUGGGGUUGUUUGUAGUUAGUGUACUGUAGUGUAGUGUAGUGUAUUGUAGUUAGUGUACUGUAUUGGCCCACAAAGCUUCUAUUGGAUAUGCUGUGUCUAUCAACCCCUCUUCGGUCUUCCUCUUUCGCUCCUCACUCCCUCUUUCUGUAGCCCUCUUGAGGGAAUGGGUUUCCCCAGCUGCUGAAGAUCCACAAAGAGCAGUUGGAAGAAGGAAUGAGAGAUCUGAGGAGGAGGAAUGAAGAGCUGGAGAGAGAGAGGGAGGAGGGAGAGGGAGAGGGAGAGGAGGGAGGAGAGAGAGAGAGAGAGGGAGAGAGAGGGAGAGAGAGGAGGGAAAGAGGGAGAGAGAGGAGGGAGAGAGGGAGAGAGAGAGGAGGGGGAGAGGGAGAGAGAGGGAGGAGGGAGAGAGAGGGAAAGAGAGAGGGAGGAGGGAGAGAGAGAGAGGGAAAGAGAGAGGGAGGAGGGAGAGGGAGGAGAGAGAGAGGGAAAGAGACCGCCUUCGUCGCUCAGUUGAGCAACUCGGAACCAGACUGGAUCAGGCACAGGUAGUGUGUGUGUGGUGUUAGGGUCAUUCUGUGUAGAAAUCAACAAUAGAAGGUAGGGCCUCCCGAGUGCAGAGGGACGCCACUACAACCUGGUUCGAUUCCAGAUUUUGACCGGGAGAUCCCAAGGGACGUGCACAAUUGGCCUAGCAUCGUCCGAGUUAGGGGAGGGUAGUCAGGGGAUUCCAGCCUAGCAUCGUCCGAGUUAGGGGAGGGGAGGGUAGUCAGGGGAUUCCAAGUCUCAGCACGCUGUAGCGGCGCCUUCAAGCUGACUUCACGUUGAACGGCGUUCCCUCUGACACAUUGGUUUGUCUGACUUCUGGGUUAGUGAGCAGUGUGAUAAGACGCAGCGUGGUUUGGCGGAGCAUGUUUCAGAGGACGCAUGUCCCACCCGUCACCUCUCCUGAGAACGCUGGGGAGUUGCCUCACAGACGAGGUCGUAACUAUACAAUUGGAUACCAUGAAAUGAAAUAAUGGGCUAAAAUGUGAAUGCAAAUAUUAAAAAUGGAAGGUAAAGGCAUGCUUGUGUUCCUUAGAGUUGUGGUGUUACCGAGGAAGCGGUUCAGCAUUCCGAUGCCCCGCCCUCAUCUGAAAGGUAUGACAUAAUUUCCUCAUCACUUCCUGCAACGUGUCCGUGUGUGUGUGUGCUGAUGUUUCUGCCUCCUGUCUCCUCAGCUCCCACCUGGCCAAACUCACAGAGCAGCUACAAGCCACGCAGUGCAGGUAAGAACUGUCUAGAGUAUCUCUCUAUUUUGCCUUGUAAUUCUGAACAGUGCUACUAAAGACCUGCAACUGUGUGUGUAGGUACAGAGAGCUGCAGGAGAAGUUAGAUUCACUCCAGAAGAGUUCAGCUCAGAGAGACAGAACUGAAGUGCUGCUUAAACAGAAGGACAAGGACUGUGCCCAGGUACACACACUGCACUCACUACACUCACAACACACACACACACCACAAAUGGCGCCGGAGGUAGAAUGGCGCCGGAGGGGACGGCUGCCGUUUUACAGGCUCCUAACCAAUUGUGCGUUUUUUCGCAUUGUUUGUAACUUAUUUUGUACAUAAUGUUUCUGCCACCGUCUCUUAUGACCGAAAAGAGCUUCUGGACAUCAGAACAGCGAUUACUCACCUCGAACUGGACGAAGAGUUUUUCCUUACUGAGUCGUACGCGAAGGAUUUACUGCUGAUACCGGCCCGGGCCCAAAUCCCCGUCAUUCACAUGAAGAGACGCCGAUACAGGGGGCGGAGUUCAGGGUGCCUUGUGAGAAUUCAUCGGCGAGUGGGUAACUCGCCUCUACCAUCCGUUCUAUUGGCCAAUAUGCAAUCACUGGAGAAUAAACUGGAUGAGCUCUGUUCGAGACUAUCCUACCAACGGGACAUUAAAAACGGUAAUAUCUUAUGUUUCACCGAGUCGUGGCUGAAUGACGACAUGGAUAAUAUACAGUUGGCUGGUUUUUCCGUGCGUCGGCAAGACAGAACAGCUGCCUCUGGUAAGACGAGGGGUGGUGGUCUGUGUCUGUUUGUCAAUAAAAGCUGGUGUGCGAAAUCUAAUAUUAAGGUUUUGCUCGCCUGAGGUAGAUUACCUCAUGAUAAGCUGUAGACCCACUAUCUACCAAGAGAGUUUUCAUCUAUAUUCUUCGUAGCUGUUUAUUUACCACCACAAACCGAUGCUGGCACUAAGACCGCACUCAAUGAGCUGUAUAAGGCCAUACGCAAACAGGAAAACGCUCAUCCAGAGGCGGCUCUCCUAGUGGCCGGGGACUUUAAUGCAGGGAAACUUAAAUCAGUUUUACCUAAUUUCUACCAGCAUGUUAAAUGUUCAACCAGAGGGAAAAAAACUCUAGACCACCUUUACUCCACACACAGAGACACAUACAAAGCUCUCCCUCGCCCUCCAUUUGGCAAAUCUGACCAUAAGAAAUCCCGCUACGCCCUCCGAUGAACCAUCAAACAGGCAAAGCGUCAAAACAGGACUAAGAUUGAAUCCUACUACACCGGCUCCGACGCUCGUCGGAUGUGGCAGGGCUUGAAAACUAUUACAGACUACAAAGGGAAGCCCAGCCGCGAGCUGCCCAGUGACACGAGCGUACCAGAUGUGCUAAAUAACUUCUAUGCGCGCUUCAAGGCAAGCAACACUGAAGCAUGCUUGAGCUCACCAGCUAUUCCGGACGACUGUGUGAUCACGCUCUCCGUAGCUGAUGUGAGUAAGACCUUUUAAACAGGACGCGUACUCAGAGCAUGCGCUGACCAACUGGCAAGUGUCUUCACUGACAUUUUCAACCUGUCCCUGACAGUCUGUAAUACCAACAUGUUUCAAGCAGACCACCAUAGUCCCCGUGCCCAAGAACACUAAGAUAACCUGCCUAAAUGACUACAGACCGUAGCACUCACAUCUGUAGCCAUGAAGUGCUUUGAAAGGCUGGUCAUGGCUCACGUCAACACCAUUAUCCAAUAAACCCUAGACCCACUCCAAUUUGCAUACCACCCCAACAGAUCCACAGAUGAUGCAAUCUCUAUUGCACUCCACACUUCCUUUUCCCACCUGGACAAAAGGAACACCUAUGUGAGAAUGCUGUUCAUUGACUACAGCUCAGCGUUCAACACCAUAGUGCCUUCAAAGCUCAUCACUAAGCUAAGGACCCUGGGACUAAACACCUCCCUCUGCAACUGGAUCCUGGACUUCCUGACGUGCCGCCCCCAGGUGGUAAGGGUAGGCAACAACACAUCCGCCACGCUGAUCCUCAACACGGGGGCUCCUCAGGGGUGCGUGCUUAAUUCCCUCCUGUACUCCUUGUUCACCCAUGACUGCAUGGCCAGGCACUACUCCAACACCAUCAUUAAGUUUGCCGACGACACAACAGUGGUAGGCCUGAUCACCGACAACGAUGAGACAGCCUAUAGGGAGGAGGUCAGAGACCUGGCCGUGUGGUGCCAGGACAACAACCUCUCCCUCAACGUGACCAAGACAAAGGAGAUGAUUGUGGACUACAGGAAAAAAAAGAGGACCGAGCACACCCCCAUUCUCAUCGACGGGGCUGUAGUGGAGCAGGUUGAGAGCUUCAAGUUCCUUGGUGUCAACAUCACCAACAAACUAUCAUGGUCCAAACACACCAAGACAGUCGUGAAGAGGGCACGACAACGCCUAUUCCCCCUCAGGAGACUGAAAAGAUUUGGCAUGGGUCCUCAGAUCCUCAUAAAGUUCUACAGCUGCACCAUCGAGAGCAUCCUGACUGGUUGCAUCACCGCCUGGUAUGGCAACUGCUCGGCCUCCGACUGCAAGGCGCAACAGAGGGUAGUGCGUACGGCCCAGUACAUCACUGGGGCCAAGCUUCCUGCCAUCCAGGACCUCUAUACCAGCCGGUGUCAGAGGAAGGCCCUACCCCGGUACCGGUACCCCCUGCAUAUAGCCUCAUUUAGUUAUUUUAUUGUUACUUUAUUUUUUACUUUCGUUUAUUUAGUAAAUAUUUUCUUAACUCUUAUUUUUCUUAAUUGCAUUGUUGGUUAAGGGCUUGUAAAUAAGCAUUUCAAGGUAAGGUCUACACCUGUUGUAUUCGGCGCAUGUGACAAAUAAAAUGGGAUUUGAAACACUCACAACACACAGCACAUGUUGUCCCUAACACUCAGUCCUACUGCAUCGUAUUGUCUGAGUAACAACUCUCUCUCUCUCUGUGUCACGGAGUAACAACUCUCUCUCUCUCUCUCUGUGUCACGGAGUAACAACUCUCUCUCUCUCUCUCUGUGUCACGGAGUAACAACUCUCUCUGUGUGUCAGAGUAACAACUCUCUCUGUGUCACGGAGUAACAACUCUCUCUGUGUGUCAGAGUAACAACUCUCUCUGUGUGUCAGAGUAACAACUCUCUCUGUGUGUCACGGAGUAACAACUCUCUCUGUGUGUCAGAGUAACAACUCUCUCUCACUGUCUUGAGUAUUAACUAUUUUUAUCUCUCUGUCUAUGGUGUUUGUGUAGCUGGCUAAGGAUGGCGAGGCGCUGAAGGCCCAGGUGACGUCUCUUCUGGGUGAGCUGAGAGAGAGACAGAGCUGUCUGGACCAGAGCCAGCAGGACCACAACAUACUGAAUGACAAGUAUGACAACGUGUUUGUGUGUUAACUCUCAGCAAAUUGCCUAUGCGUUAGCCAUCUGUGGCAUGCAGACUAGCCGGGUCCCAAGCCCAUGUGAUGUGUUUAGAAUGUGUGUUUAAAGAAAAGGACUGGAGUGGACUGUAAACUAGUUUCAGGGUUGCUGCCACCAUGGACUGUAAGAUAGGUUCAGGACUGUUGCUGGACCAUGGACUGUAAACUAGGUUCAGGACUGUUGCUGGACCAUGGACUGUAAACUAAGUUCAGGACUGUUGCUGGACCAUGGACUGUAAUGGAGGGUUUUAAAGGCCAGUAGGUUGGGAAUAAUGUGGUGGUUUGGAAGGAAAACACAUUAAGAACACAUCAACAAAGGUGCAGACAUGACAAAGUAACAGGAAUAUGGGUUUAACACUAGACAGAUGAGAUGUCUGCCAUCACAACUAGAACAAAGGACCAAUAGCAUUGUCAUUCACAAACUGAGGGCUUGGAUAUACAAAGGGAUAGAACCAAGGGCAACAUUAUUUAUUUAUCAUAUCACUCACAAUGGAAGGAGAGAGCUGCCUCAUCAUAUCACUCACAAUAUGUGUGUGUGUGUGUGUGUGUGUGUGUGUGUGUGUGUGUGUGUGUGUGUGUGUGUGUGUGUGUGUGUGUGUGCAGGCUGAGCAGUGCUCUGGAGGCGUUGGCAGCAUCAGAGAGAGAGAUGGAACAACAGAGGAAGCAGCACUCUGUGACGGUAGACAAACUACUGCUGCAGACACAGAACCUAGAAACCGCCCUGAAGACUGACCGACUGGUUAUUACUGAAGAGAGGUACACACACACAGAACCUAGAGACCGCCCUGAAGACUGACCGACUGGUUAUUACUGAAGAGAGGUACACACACACAGAACCUAGAGACCGCCCUGAAGACUGACCGACUGGUUAUUACUGAAGAGAGGUACACACACACAGAACCUAGAAACCGCCCUGAAGACUGACCGACUGGUUAUUACUGAAGAGUACACAAACAUUAUCCAUAUUAUCACCAUACUGAGGGACCUCACCAUAUUAUCACCAUACUGAGGGACCUCACCAUACCAUAUUAUCACCACACUGAGGGACCUCACCAUAUUAUCACCAUACUGAGGGACCUCACCAUAUUAUCACCAUACUGAGGGACCUCACCAUACCAUAUUAUCACCAUACUGAGGGACCUCACCAUACCAUAUUAUCACCAUACUGAGGGACCUCACCAUACCCAUAUUAUCACCAUACUGAGGGACCUCAACCAUACCAUAUUAUCACCAUACUGAGGGACCUCACCAUACCAUAUUAUCACCAUACUGAGGGACCUCACCAUACCAUAUUAUCACCAUACUGAGGGACCUCACCAUACCAUAUUAUCACCAUACUGAGGGACCUCACCAUACCAUAUUAUCACCAUACUGAGGGACCUCACCAUACCAUAUUAUCACCAUACUGAGGGACCUCACCAUACCAUAUUAUCACCAUACUGAGGGACCUCACCAUAUUAUCACCAUACUGAGGGACCUCACCAUAACCAUAUUAUCCACCAUAUGAGGGACCUCACCAUACCAUAUUAUCCACCAUACUGGGGACCCAUCACCAUAUUAUCACCAUACUGAGGGACCUCACCAUACAUAUUAUCACCAUACUGAGGGACCUCACCAUACCAUAUUAUCACCCAUACUGAGGACUCACCAUACCAUAUUAUCACCAUACUGAGGGACCUCACCAUACCAUAUUAUCACCAUACUGAGGGACCUCACCAUACCAUAUUAUCACCAUACUGAGGGACCUCACCAUACCAUAUUAUCACCAUACUGAGGGACCUCACCAUACCAUAUUAUCACCAUACUGAGGGACCUCAAUUUAUCACCAUACUGAGGGACCUCACCUACCAAUUAUCACCAUACUGAGGGACCUCACCAUACCAUAUUAUCACCAUACUGAGGGACCUCACCAUAUUAUCACCCCAUACUGAGGGACCUCACCAUACCAUAUUAUCACCAUACUGAGGGACCUCACCAUCCAUAUUAUCACCAUACUGAGGGACCUCACCAUACCAUAUUAUCACCAUACUGAGGGACCUCACCAUACCAUAUUAUCACCAUACUGAGGGACCUCACCAUACCAUAUUAUCACCAUACUGAGGGACCUCACCAUACCAUAUUAUCACCAUACUGAGGGACCUCACCAUAUUAUCACCAUACUGAGGGACCUCACCAUAUUAUCACCAUAUUGAGGGACCUCACCAUACCAUAUUAUCACUAUACUGAGGGACCUCACCAUACCAUAUUAUCACCACACUGAGGGACCUCACCAUACCAUAUUAUCACCAUACUGAGGGACCUCACCAUAUUAUCACCAUACUGAGGGACCUCACCAUACCAUAUUAUCACCAUACUGAGGGACCUCACCAUACCAUAUUAUCACCAUACUGAGGGACCUCACCAUACCAUAUUAUCACCAUACUGAGGGACCUCACCAUACCAUAUUAUCACCAUACUGAGGGACCUCACCAUACCAUAUUAUCACCAUACUGAGGGACCUCACCAUACCAUAUUAUCACCAUACUGAGGGACCUCACCAUAUUAUCACCAUACUGAGGGACCUCACCAUACCAUAUUAUCACCAUACUGAGGGACCUCACCAUACCAUAUUAUCACCAUACUGAGGGACCUCACCAUACCAUAGUAUCACCAUACUGAGGGACCUCACCAUACCAUAUUAUCACCAUACUGAGGGACCUCACCAUACCAUAUUAUCACCAUACUGAGGGACCUCACCAUACCAUAUUAUCACCAUACUGAGGGACCUCACCAUAUUAUCACCAUACUGAGGGACCUCACCAUACCAUAUUAUCACCAUACUGAGGGACCUCACCAUACCAUAUUAUCACCAUACUGAGGGACCUCACCAUAUUAUCACCAUAUUUAGGUGCCGAUACGAUAUGUAUUGCAAUACUCAUGAUUGCGUUUUCAAUACUGUGAUUUUAUUGCGAUUCAAUGUUCUAAACAUAUUGCUCACCAUGUGUCUGCUUCAGAGAGACAGAAGGCAAUAAAUACAAAUGCUGAAAACAUUUUGGCUCACUUUUUUAAAAGAAGAUGUAGAACAAAUUGAUACUUGAGUCAAAUAUCGAUAUAAUAUAAUCCAAAGAUAAAAUAGCGAUAUUUAACUAUCGAUUAAUUUGAAUUUAUUAAAUGUUUUUCAUCACUACUGGUUAUUACCUACAGUGGCUUGCGAAAGUAUUCACCCCCCUUGGCAUUUUUCCUAUUUUGUUGCAUUACAACCUGGAAUUAAAAUAGAUUUUUAUUUGGAUUUCAUGUAAUGGACAUACACAAAACAGUCAAAUUUGGUGAAGUGAAAUGCAAAAAAAAAAAUAACGGAAAAGUGGUGCGUGCAUAUGUAUUCACCCCCUUUGCUAUGAAGCCCCUAAAUAAGAUCUGGUGCAACCAAUUACCUUCAGAAGUCACAAUUAAUUAAAUAAAGUCCACCUGUGUGCAAUCUAUGAUUUUUUUGGGGGGGUUUGUAUCAUUUGAUUUACACAACAUGCCUACCACUUUGAAGAUGCAAAUUUUAUUUUAUUUUGAAACAAACAAGAAAUAAGACCAAAAAACUGAACUUGAGCGUGCAUAACUAUUCACCCCCCCCCCCCCCCCCCCCCCCCCAAAGUCAAUACUUUGUAGAGCCACCUUUUGCAGGAAUUACAGCUGCAAGUGUCUUGGGGUAUGUCUCUAUAAGCUUGGCACAUCUAGCCACUGGGAUUUUUGCCCAUUCUUCAAGGCAAAACUGCUCCAGCUCCUUCAAGUUGGAUGGGUUCCGCUGGUGUACAGCAAUCUUUAAGUCAUAUCACAGAUUUUCAAUUGGAUUGAGGUCUGGGCUUUGACUAGGCCAUUCCAAGACAUGUAAUUGUUUCCCCUUAAACCACUCGAGUGUUGCUUUAGCAUUAUGCUUACGGUCGUUGUCCUGCUGGAAGGUGAACCUCCGUCCCAGUCUCAAAUCUCUGGAAGACUGAAACAGGUUUCCCUCAAUAAUCUCCCUGUAUUUAGCGCCAUCCAUCAUUUCUUUAAGCAAUGGCUUUUUUCUGGCCACUCUUCCGUAAAGCCCAGCUCUGUGGAGUGUAUGGCUUAAAGUGGUCCUAUGGACAGAUACUCAAAUCUCCGCUGUGGAGCUUUGCAGCUCCUUCAGGGUUAUCUUUGGUCUCUUUGUUGCCUCUGAUUAAUGCCCCCCUUGCCUGGUCUGUGAGUUUUGGUGGGCGGCCCUCUCUUGGCAGGUUUGUUGUGCUGCCAUAUUCUUUCAAUUUUUUAAUAAUGGAUUUAAUGGUGCUCCGUGGGAUGUUCAAAGUUUGAGAUAUUUUUUUAUAACCCAACCCUGAUCUGUACUUCUCCACAACUUUGUCCCUGACCUAUUUGGAGAGCUCCUUGGUCUUCAUGGUGCCGCUUGCUUGGUGGUGCCCCUUGCUUAGUGGUGUUGCAGACUCUGGGACCAUUCAGAACAGGUGUAUAUAUACUGAGAUCAUGUGACAGAUCAUGUGACACUUAAUUAAAGUCCACCUGUGUGCAAUCUAACUAAUUAUGUGACUUCUGAAGGUAAUUGGUUGCACCAGAUCUUAUCUAGGGGCUUCAUAGCAAAGGGGGUGAAUACAUAUGCACGCACCACUUUUCCGUUAUUUAUUUUUUAGCAUUUUUUGAAACAAGUUAUUUUUUGCAUUUCACUUCACCAAUUUGGACUAUUUUGUGUAUGUCCAUUACAUGAAAUCCAAAUAAAAAUCCAUUUAAAUUACAGGUUGUAAUGCAACAAAAUAGGAAAAACGCCAAGGGGGAUGAAUACUUUUGCAAGGCACUGUAAGAGACGUACACACACAUUAUGUAUCAUUACUGUAAUAACCUCUCUGUCUUCCAGGAAGAAACUGGCUCAGCUGCAGCAUGCCUACACCUGCCUGUUUAAGGACUACGACUCCAAACUCAAGACUGAGGUGUGUGUGUGUGUGUGUGUGGCAAGCCAGUGUACCCAAAUACCUUUUUAACCAGAGCACAAUAACCAAUAAAUGCCAUGUGUGUGUAGGGAGGAGACAUGUGUGGUCGUGUGGAGGAGGCAGAGAGAGCGUUGGCUCUGAAACAGGACCUGAUUGACAAGCUGAAGGAAGAGGUGGAGCAACAGAGAGGAUCUCUAGAGACCGUUCCUGUUCUCACCGCCCAGGUACACACACUCACCCAUGUACUGACCACCCAGAUACACACUGCCCCUGUUGCUUUACCCUGGGGCUGAGGGCUAGGGGCUGAGGGCUAGGGGCUAGGGGCUGAGGGCUAGGGGCUAGGGGCUGAGGGCUAGGGGCUAGGGGCUGAGGGCUAGGGGCUAGGGGCUGAGGGCUGAGGGCUAGGGGCUAGGGGCUGAGGGCUGAGGGCUAGGGGCUGAGGGCUAGGGGCUGAGGGCUAGGGGCUGAGGGCUCUAGGGGCUGAGGGCUGAGGGCUAGGGGCUAGGGGCUGAGGGCUAGGGGCUAGGGGCUGAGGGCUGCGCUACGAGUGGAUUAGUGUGAACACACUCCCUGCCUCCAGUGCUUGGCUUGGCUUGGCCCCUAUAUUCAGGAGAAUAGACCAGGGUUCUUCAACUCCAACUCCCAGUCCAACUCCAGUCCAACUCCAGUCCUGCAGGGCCAAAACACUUCUGGUAUUCAUCAGGUGGCCCCUACUUAUUUUAUAACUGUCUUCUAUAUCUGGGGUCCGCUAUCUACCACCUGUGAAUGUGCUAAAUGGCAUAUUAUUUAUAUUAUUUAAUGUGGCUGGUAGCAGCCAGCUCUGCCCCACUGCCCAAUUACACAUCUACAUAAACACGCACGCACACAGACACACACACACCACACACUCACCUUUACUCACCCCUUGGUAAUGAGUGCAUAAUAAUAUUUGGCGGCCUUGGCCAUGCACACAGGCUGACAGAACAUGGCCUUUAUAUUGCAGGCUGCAUAGGACCAAGGUCAAAUAACUACUACUGCUGUGUCAGUGGUCAGUCUAUCUGGAGAACUAGUUACUGCUGUGGGUCAGUGGUCAGUCUAGCUGGAGAACUAGUUACUGCUGUGGGUCAGUGGUCAGUCUAGCUGGAGAACUAGUUACUGCUGUGUGUCAGUGGUCAGUCUAUCUGGAGAACUAGUUACUGCUGUGUGUCAGUGGUCAGUCUAUCUGGAGAACUAGUUACUGCUGUGUGUCAGUGGUCAGUCUAUCUGGAGAACUAGUUACUGCUGUGUGUCAGUGGUCAGUCUAGCUGUAUGGAGAACUAGUUACUGCUGUGUGUCAGUGGUCAGUCUAUCUGUAUGGAGAACUAGUUACUGCUUUGUGUCAGUGGUCAGUCUAGCUGGAGAACUAGUUACUGCUGUGUGUCAGUGGUCAGUCUAGCUGUAUGGAGAACUAGUUACUGCUGUGUGUCGGUGGUCAGUCUAUCUGUAUGGAGAACUAGUUACUGCUGUGUGUCAGUGGUCAGUCUAUCUGGAGAACUAGUUACUGCUGUGUGUCAGUGGUCAGUCUAGCUGGAGAACUAGUUACUGCUGUGUGUCACGGUCAGUCUAGCUGGAGAACUAGUUACUGCUGUGUGUCAGUGGUCAGUCUAUCUGGAGAACUAGUUACUGCUGUGUGUCAGUGGUCAGUCUAGCUGGAUAACUAGUUACUGCUGUGUGUCAGUGGUCAGUCUAUCUGGAGAACUAGUUACUGCUGUGUGUCAGUGGUCAGUCUAGCUGGAUAACUAGUUACUGCUGUGUGUCACGGUCAGUCUAUCUGGAGAACUAGUUACUGCUGUGUGUCAGUGGUCAGUCUAGCUGUAUGGAGAACUAGUUACUGCUGUGUGUCAGUGGUCAGUCUAGCUGGAGAACUAGUUACUGCUGUGUGUCACGGUCAGUCUAGCUGGAGAACUAGUUACUGCUGUGUGUCACGGUCAGUCUAUCUGUAUGGAGAACAAAGGUAUUUCUGUAUCUAUAGUCCAUGUAUCUGUGACCUUUGACAUUUUUUAUCCCUCUUGAAUGUAAUGUGUUUUGUAAAUUCAAAUAAAGUCUGUGUGUGCCUGUGUGUGUGUGUGUGUGUGUGUGUGUGUGUGUUUGCCUGUGUGUGUGUGUGUGUGCGUGCCUGUGUGUGUGUGUGUGCCUGUGUGUGUGUUUGCCUGUGUGUGUGUGUUUGCCUGUGUGUGUGUGUGUGUGUGUGUGCCUGUGUGUGUGUGUGUGUGUGUGUGUGUGUGUGCCUGUGUGUGUGUGUGCCUGUGUGUGUGUGUGCCUGUGUGUGUGUGUGCCUGUGUGUGUGUUUGCCUGUGUGUGUGUGUUUGCCUGUGUGUGUGUGUUUGCCUGUGUGUUGGAUGUAUUGGAUGUAGUCUAUCACAGUGCCAUCCGUUUUGUCUCCAAAGCCCCAUACACUACCCACCACUGUGACCUGUACGCUCUUGUUGGCUGGUCCUCACUACAUGUUCGUCGUCAAACCCACUGGCUCCAGGCCAUCUAUAAAUCACUGCUAGGCAAAUCCCCGCCUUAUCUUAGCUCAUUGGUCACCAUAGCAGCACCCACCCGUAGUCUGCGCUCCAGCAGGUAUAUCUCACUGGUCAUUCCCAAAGCCAACACCUCCUUUGGCCGCCAUUCCUUCCAGUUCUCUGCUGCCAAUGACUGGAACGAAUUGCAAAAAUCUCUGAAGCUGGAGACUCUUAUCUCCCUCAAUAACUUUAAGCAUCAGUUGUCAGAGCACCUUACCGAUCACUGCACCUGUACACAGCCCAUCUGAAAUUAGCCCACCCAACUACCUCAUCCCUAUAUUGUUAUUUAAUUUGCUCUUUUGCACCCCAUUAUCUCUAUUUGCACAUAAUCUCUUGCACAUCUAGCAUUCCAGUGUUAAUACUAUUGUAAUUAUUCUGCACUAUAGCCUAUUUAUUGCCUUACCUCCAUAACUUGCUACAUUUGCACACACUGUAUAUAUAUUUUCUGUUGUAUCUCUGACUUUAUGUUUUUUUUUUACCCCAUAUGUAACUCUGUGUUGUUUUUUGUUGCACUACUUUGCUUUGUCUUGGCCAGGUCACAGUUGUAAAUGAGAACCUGUUCUCAACUGGUUUACCUGGUUAAAUAAAGGUGAAAUAAAAUAAAUAAAUAAAAGUGUGUUUGCCUGUGUGUGCCUGUGUGUGUGUGUGUGUGUGUGUUUGCUGUGUGUGUGUGUGUGUGUUUGCCUGUGUGUUUGUGUGUGUGCCUGUGUGUGUGUGCCUGUGUGUGUGUGUUAGGCUGAGAUCUACAAGGCAGACUUCCUAGCGGAGCGGGAGGCCAGAGAGAAGUUGCACCAGAAGAAGGAGGAGCUUCAGGACCAGCUGAACAGAGCACUGGCUGAGAUGGAGCGUCUGAAACAGGAAGGGACCUCACGGUAACACACACACACACACACACACACACACACACACACACACACACACACACUGGACUGGGAUUAAUGGAUUGAAAUAAUGUAGUGUGUGUUUGUUUAUAAGGGCUCGUAUGGAGCAGAUGCAGCAGAGACACCUGGAGGACUUCAUACCACGACCAGGUACACACACACACACACACACACACACACAACCUGGAGGACUUCAUACCACGACCCAACAUCCUCCCACAACCAGGUACACACACACACACACACACACACACACACAACAACCUGAAGGACUUCAUACCACGACCCAACAUCCUCCCACAACCAGGUACACACACACACACACACACACACACACACACACACACACACACACACACACACACACAACCUGGAGGACUUCAUACCACGACCCAACAUCCUCCCACAACCAGGUACACACACACACACACACACGCACAACAACCUGGAGGACUUCAUACCACGACCCAACAUCCUCCCACAACCAGGUACACACACACACACACACACACACACGCACAACAACCUGGAGGACUUCAUACCACGACCCAACAUCCUCCCACAACCAGGUACACACACACACACGCACAACAACCUGGAGGACUUCAUACCACGACCCAACAUCCUCCCACAACAAGGUACACACACACACACAACAACCAGGUACACUCAGUUUCAGACCCUUUCUCUCUACUAAAUAGACUAUAUAGACUCACUUCUCUCUGCUAAAUAGACUAUAUAGACUCACUUCUCUGUGCUAAAGACUAUAUAGACUCACUUCUCUCUGCUAAAUAGACUAUAUAGACUCACUUCUCUCUGCUAAAUAGACUAUAUAGACUCACUUCUCUCUGCUAAAUAGACUAUAUAGACUCACUUCUCUCUGCUAAAUAGACUAUAUAGACUCACUUCUCUCUACUAAAUAGACUAUAUAGACUCACUUCUCUCUGCUAAAUAGACUAUAUAGACUCACUUCUCUCUGCUAAAUAGACUAUAUAGACUCACUUCUCUCUGCUAAAUAGACUAUAUAGACUCACUUCUCUCUGCUAAAUAGACUAUAUAGACUCACUUCUCUCUGCUAAAUAGACUAUAUAGACUCACUUCUUCAUUUUCUUUUCUCUCUGUUGCAUUCCCAGGAGGUGCCUUUAACACGGCCCCUCCCCCUUCCUCCUUCCGCAGCGUGGGAUUGGCUGCAGGAGUGUUAGGGGGUGUCUCUGGUGGCGGGGCUGAGGAGCUCCCUGACUUCCGCUGUCCAAAGUGCCAGUACCAAGCCCCGGACAUGGACACACUGCAGAUCCAUGUCAUGGACUGUAUCCAGUAACACACUGCAGAUCCACGUCAUGGACUGUAUCCAGUAACACACUGCAGAUCCACGUCAUGGACUGUAUCCAGUAACACACUGCAGAUCCAC
This is a messenger RNA of Coregonus sp. 'balchen', 22686 nucleotides long. The record is from the annotation of a GenBank genome assembly. NCBI's taxonomy places the organism in Eukaryota, Metazoa, Chordata, Actinopteri, Salmoniformes, Salmonidae.